CUUGUUUACCUCCCUCUUUUCUUUCUUCUCUUUUUUCGCAGUUCUUCAGUCUCGAUUAGCCCAAUCCCAACCCACAUCACUGGCCACCAUCAACUUGCAGUCGAGAUGUUCGGCCCAAAGCAAAGCCUCGACUCACAAGCACGCCCACUGAGUAAGGUUGACUAUUCUAAUCCUAACGAUGAUAUCCUCAAUGAGGACUAUGAUCAUCCACACCAAUCAUCACAUCAGGCCUCCCCACAUUCGACCAAAUUCCAAACUGAGAAACUUCCUUCUUCGAAACCACGCACCAAACCCUGGGUCAAAUUCGGUCUCCCUGCCGUCCUCCUAGCCAUCAUCCUCGCCAUCAUCCUCGGCGCCGUUCUGGGCAGUCGCCAGCACUCCAACAAGGAUGGCGAUCCGGCCUCCAUUGGCUCCUUGUCCUCGGCCGGCGCCGGUUCCAGUGCUGGAAAGGAUACCAACCAUGUCCUCUUCUCCGGAUACAACUCCUACGGGGUCCCCCAAUACCCUUCCUCGGCCAGCCAACUCUUCAACACCCCGCCCACCUUCUCAAGCUCGGCUAACCUUGGAUGGGGUACCGACCCCAAUGCGCCCGACAAAUCCGGCUCCUCCGUCCGCCAGGACCAUCCCAGACUCUUCGCACCCGCCUACAAGUGGGAACGUCUCCCCGCUCUCAUCAAAGUCGACCCCUACCUCAAAUCCUGGAACGAUACCAUCUUUGCCAAUGCUACCUUGCUCUACAACAUGGAGCCCACUAAUUACUCCAUCGAUGGUGGCUACAGUGGCUCUGGUGUUUUAGAUGUCGCCAGAGAAGUCCAGCUCCGUCUCAAACAUUGGGCCUACGCUUAUCGUACCACUAAGGACACUAAGUGGGUCGAUCGCGCUUGGAGAGAACUUUCAGACUGCCGCGGGUAACACUACUCAACCCUUCGGGAGAACUGGCAACAAUUGGAAUACCGAUCAUUGGCUCGACGUGGCUGAAUUCACUAUCGGAUUUGCGAUUGCGUAUGACUGGAUGUACGAAGCCUGGACGGCAGAGCAAAGGAAUGCGAUUAUGUGGUCGAUCAUCAACCUGGGCUUACAGAAAGGGAUCCAAUCACAUGCGACCAAUGCCUGGUUCUUGACCACCAAUGGGAACUGGAACUGUGUGACGAACGGGGGGAUGGUCGUGGGAUCCUUGGCGAUCAUGAACGAGGAUCCCACGGGGACGGCCUCCAAACUGCUCCCCUUGGCCCUCCAAUCCGCCGCCACUAAUUGCGUUAAUGCUGUCUCGCCUGACGGCACUUGGAGCGAGACCGCCGACUAUUGGUACUUUGGAUCCCAAGGACAUGCUCAUAUGGCCUCGGCUUUACAAACUGCCACCGGAAGUACCCAUCAAAUGUUGACGGCUAACCCCUCCUUCAAUCUGACCGGUCUCUACCACAUGUAUGUCUAUGGUAACACUUUCAAAGCCAAUACCGGCGAUUGUGGACCCAACAAAUACAUCGCUACUGCUAAUCCAAUGCUUUACUAUGGAGAUCAGUUCCAAAUUCCUCGAUACAUUCUUUACCAACGCGAUCGAGCGGAUGCGGCGGAUCCAUUGAGCAUGUUUUGGUAUAACCCACAAGCCUCAGGGGGGUGGUUUAUCGACCUCCCCUUAGACCACAACUUUGGAGACCCGAGUGACAGUUGGGUGUCGAUGCGCUCCUCAUGGACGAACACGGAUGGGGUGUUUGCGUCGGUCAAGGCGGGCAAUCUGACGGGCCAUCAGACCCAUGGAAACCUGGAUGCAGGCGACUUGACCUUGGACGCGAUGGGCGAACGGUGGGUCGGACAGCUCUGUCAGAACGAUUAUCUCGGCGCCGGGUACUUCUCUUCCGAAGGUCUCAACAGUCAGAGAUGGCUCUACUAUCGAUGUCGGACCGAGGGCCAAAACACGAUUCUUUUGGGCGGCUUGAACCAGAAUCCAACUUCCGUUAAUCCUGUGCUCAAGUUUGAAACGACUGGAGAAGUCCAGAAUAAUAUCAACUUUAAUGUGAAUUCGGGCCAAUCUACGGCCUAUUGGAUCGCCGAUCUCUCCGAGGCUUAUAAUGGCACCAACGUCAAGAGGGGAUUGAGGAUGAUCAAUGGGCGCUCUCAGGUGCUUGUCCAGGACGAAAUCGCCGCCUCGCCGCUCGCUGCUCAAUGGCGGAUCCACACGAAUGCUACGAUCAAUAUCGCCGGUGACGGGAUGACUGCCAAUAUGAACUUGAAUGGGAAACAAAUGGUAGCGACGAUCCUAUCGCCUGCGGGAACCAAGUUCACCACUUUGGAUCCGAUCCGAUUGCCCAGCUCGCCUCCGGUCCCUUCAGGCUCGCCUGACCUCCCUAACCCUGGAGUGAAAGUGCUCGCCAUCGAUCUUCCCGCUUCGGCUAACGCUGGAUCCAUAGUCUCGGUCUUGUUUAGUCCCCAGUGGAAAGACACUUCGGCGGCCGCUUCGAAGUCUACUAAGGUCGUCCCGCUCGAUCAGUGGAGCUUGUCUUCUCAUAAUUAAGAUCCCCUCAACCCCCCCCGUUUUUGUUCUGUGGCCUUCUUUUCGAUUUUUUUUUUUUUUUUUGAAUCGGUCUUUUUCUUUUUUUGUUUGGUUAGAAUGAACAACAAAAAAGAUAGGUUGGCAGCUUGAUUGGUUAAGACAUUAGAGGGAAGAAAGAAAGAAAGAAAGAAAGAAAACAAGGUCAAGAAUAAGGAGAUCAAGAAGCAGGAGUCAAUCGACUAUUCAUUCGGACCUUGACUCUGGUGCUUGUUUUUAUCCUCAGAAACAAAAAAAACAAAUACAACAAAUCAUCCAACUUUCUCUCCUUCUACUUUACUACUUUACUACUUUACUACUUU
Molecule: messenger RNA, 2847 nt
Organism: Puccinia graminis f. sp. tritici CRL 75-36-700-3
Lineage: Eukaryota; Fungi; Basidiomycota; Pucciniomycetes; Pucciniales; Pucciniaceae
Exons: 7
Coding region: 797-2509 (570 amino acids)
Molecular function (GO): lyase activity
Source: RefSeq, a predicted model, not a curated record